This is a messenger RNA of Aspergillus aculeatus ATCC 16872, 747 nucleotides long. RefSeq lists its product as uncharacterized. The transcript has 2 exons. NCBI's taxonomy places the organism in Eukaryota, Fungi, Ascomycota, Eurotiomycetes, Eurotiales, Aspergillaceae. The coding region runs from base 340 to 747 and encodes 135 amino acids. The record is from RefSeq and is a predicted model, not a curated record.
GGGCGUCGAGACUUGAGAGAGUGACAAUAGAAACUCGGAUCUUCAAUUCCAAUGCUUCGAGGAGGCGCGAGUGGCCGCACUCCCUAUGAUCGCCCUCACUCCUAGCUGGAAGGCCCUGGCAAGAUGCCAGUUAUAAAGCUUGAAUUCAUCUCUCCUCCCUAUAGAAAACCAGGCAAGUGUUCGGAUUCAGUUUUACAGUCAUUGAUCGGAGGUCUUUCUCUCUUUCUUUCCUUUCCAAUUCAUUGUUUGUCAACCUUGGCUAUAGAUUGCCUCGUCUAGUACGCCUGUCCACUCUUUAACUUUCACCCACCAAAUAUUUUCUUAUCUUAGCAAAUCGCAAUGGCCCGCUUCAGCAUCUCCGUCCUUGUGCUCUGCCUUUUCAUGGCCUUGAUGGCGUCUGCCAUGCCUGUCAAGCGCGACGAUGUUGCCAAUGAAAGCGACUACGCUAUGCAGGGGAUCGAGUCCGCCGCCAAGAUGAUGGAGGAGAUGAUUGAGAAAUACAAGGAAGCCCAGGAGGCGAACGACAACUCCAACGAUGCCUCUUCCGAAACCUCCGAGAACCAGAACGCCCCGAUGGAGGAUGCGAACACGAGCCCUUCUUCCACUACUCCCACUGAGGCGACUCCUGCUGCCAGCGCUGCCGCCCAGUCUCCCAAGCCUAGCAAGACUCACAUCGUGAACGACAACCCUUUUGCGAAUUUACCCCUUGUCGGCGGUCUGCUGAGCGGUGGUGGUCUCGGUCUGUGA